This is a messenger RNA of Arachis ipaensis, 3798 nucleotides long. Lineage: Eukaryota; Viridiplantae; Streptophyta; Magnoliopsida; Fabales; Fabaceae. The record is from RefSeq and is a predicted model, not a curated record.
AAAUUAAACUUGAACGCAGACAACACACAAAACUUGUAAGCAAAGCUACGAACGGUUCAAAAGUUACCGCACUAACCAAUAGUAAUAACCAUGGUCCUCAAAUAUCAAUAUUAUGUAUUAGUUGGCAGAAAGACCCAUUUGCUUUGUAAUUUGACCUUUCUGGAGUCUGGACCUGUUAUCUCCCUCUAAAUAAGUUUCAGCUAAAUCGAUCAAUGCCUUCAAUUUUAUAUGGUAAUAUUUUUAGUUAGUAUAUUCCAUUGCUAAAUAAAUUUGAUUUUGGCUUUGUAUGCAGAACUUGAGGCGUUACCUUUUUUGACACUGAAUUUUGGGUAGGGAGAUGCCACCUUCCUUAGCAAUGAGAUUCUCUCCGGGGAAAGAACCAAGACAAGACAUUCACAAGCGUGGCCACUGUCUCGGAGGCGGAUUGCUAUUCAGGGAGAGACGAGAUGAUGAUGAUGAUGAUCUUGCUUUGUUCAAUGAAAUGGAGUCCAAAGAGAAUUUUCUACUUCAGCCAUCGGAUGACUUUGAAGAUCCAUUUUCUAUGCAGUUGAGGCAUUUUCCGGAUACCAAGGUUAGGAUUUCCAUUCAUGGCCAAGGAGAAACCAGUGACUUGCUCAAUGCAGAUGAUGACAAAAAUGACUAUGACUGGUUGUUCACACCACCUGACACACCACUGUUUCCUUCAUUAGAUGAUGAACCACAACAAAUAAAUGUUGUAGGCAGAGGAAGUCCUCAGAGUAAACCCAUUUCCAUAUCAAGAUCUUCUACGAUGGAGAGAAGUUAUGUAAGCAGGAGAAGUUCAACUCCUACCCCUCGGAGGACCAGCACUGGCUCCGUUGGUCCUGCAAUCUCAUCAGGGAUUAGAGGAGCUUCGCCUGUUAAGACAAGCCGUGGGAACUUUGCUUCACCAAAGAUAAGAGCAUGGCAAACUAGUUCUUCCAAUUUCUCUUGUGCUGCUCCUCCCAAUCUCUGUACUUCUUUGGCUGAUCGACCAAAAAUUCCAGCAUCCCGAAAUGGUAGGGAUUCAACCAGCAAAUUCAGUAGGCAAUCAAUGUCUCCUACUGCUUCUUGGAGUAGCAGCUCUUUUCUCAGUCAAGAUCGAGAUCAAUUCAGUUCAUACAGCAAGGAUUCUGUUGCAUCAUCUGGCUGUGAUGAUGUAGACUCUCUUCAGUCUAUCCCAAUGGGAAGUUUAGAUAGAGCAAAUUCAAUAAAGGGGGGUUCACAUUCCAAUGUCAAAUAUCCUACUUCCAAGAAAUCGUCCAGCAUGGCGUCCCCAAAUUCUGCUCCUAAAAGAUCAUUUGAUUCUGCUCUCCGGCAAAUGGAUAGAAAAAGUCAUCAGAAAAUGUUCAGACCACUUCUAUCUAGUGUGCCAAGUACAACUUUUUAUGUUGGGAAAGCAAAUUCGGCAAAAUGUUCCCUUGUAUAUAGCGAUUCUUCUGCUACUUCAACCAGCAAUAUGAGCUCUGAUCAUGGAAGACGUUGUGCACAAGAUACCAAAGGGAGUGACCAAAAUCAAGAUGACAGGGUAAAGGGAACUGAGAAGAUAUUAUAUUCUGAUAUUCAUGAAGAAGUAUUUUCCUUUAAGAUUCUACCCAUCAUGAUAUUGAUACAGAAUUAAAUGUAUUCAAAAACUUCCAAUGUCAGAGGUGAUAUUUCUGAACCUGCCUGUUUUGAAAAUAUAGCAACUUGUUCUAGUUGUGGUUGUUGCUAUGAGGUCACCGAACAAGCUGAGAAGUAUAUCAAGCUUUGUCCGCAGUGCAGCAGGGAAAACACCUUAUUGAGACAUAACAUUGCAGAGACAAAUUUGGAAGUUUCCAACGACUCUUCAGAGAGUUCUACAAAUUUCCCUGCAGAACAAAAACCAUUAGCUGAAAUAGAUCAACAACCAGUUGGGUCUGAACUGCCUCAAGAGUCUGAUGCGGGUAACAUGAGAGUUUUUCUUGAUGAACAAGAAGCCAAGGGAAGUCAAUCUUUGUCCCCUGAAGUAAUUCAGGGUCACUUGCAACAAGGUCCUACUCCAAGUUCAUCUGUGGAGGAAAGUGCACAGAUGCACUCCUGCCAGCCAGAGGUGGAUCAAUCAGGGAUUGAUUACAAGAAGCCAGAUAAUCAUCAUACGGAUCAAGAGUUAUGUCAUUCCCAGGAUCGCCCAAAUUUGAAAGUGAACCACCUCUUGGAAGGCAAUGGCAUUUCUGUAUUGUUGAGAAGGUCAAGGAGCAGCAGAGGAACCAUAGUUCAGGGCAGGACUGUCACUGCCGCAACCUUAUCUUAUGAUGAUCUUUAUUUUCCAAGAGGCAGUGUAAAUGGUAUAAGAAGAUCAAUUGGGCAUCAUAGUUAUUCUGCCUUAUCAUCUGUUGAUUUCAGCCCAGCAAAACAUUCUGAAUUUCAUGUUCAAAGGCAGUCAAUUGGCAAGAAAUUCGAUGUUGACCGCAAAUAUGACCCAAGGAUCAAGUGUCCAAGCACUGCUUCAUCUAUCUCUGGAACGUCAAACCAUUCUCACCAUGGUUUAGAUUUUAUGGUACCAGAAACUUCUAUCAAUACAGAUUAUAGCAGAGUAACUGAUGCUUCUGAAACAGAAAUGUUAAGCCAGGUUAUUGGUGUACGGUCAGAUGACAAUUCGGUAACAUCUUUUCGAAAUUAUGGAGAUUGUAUUUCAUACAGUUAUGUUGACGACCAUCCAGAUCAUGCUAGCAGCAUCUCAAAUACAGAAGCAUCGCUUAAGGAUCCAAUGUCAUCUCUUGAUGAGAAAAAUGGUGUCAAAAUCACCAAUGUUGAUGGAAUGGAUGCUUUGGUUAGUACCAACAAUUCUGCAAUUAUAAAAUCAGAAAUAGAAGGAGAAAACUGUUGCCAGAAUGAUAGUGGUGUGGCAGAUGGGAAUCUGUCAAUGGUAUCAAAGUGCACUGUGGAUAAAUCUCAGGAACAUUCUGUCCUACAUUCUUCCAAUGAUUCUCCUAGAGAUUUUGUUUCUGAGCUCAAUACGGCAGAAUAUUCCCAUGGCAUAGAGGGAUCAACAAUUACAGUGGAGUGUCAAGGUGCUGGCAACACUAGAAGCCUUACACUUGAAGAAGCAACAGAUACCAUACUCUUUUGCAGCUCUAUAAUCCACGAUCUUGCAUAUCAGGCUGCAACAAUAGCAAUGGAAAAGGAACUCUUAGACCCUCUUGAAGGUUCUGAACCAACACUGACUAUAUUGGAGAAGGCCAAUUCUGAUAAAAAGGAUUCUCGAAACCCAAUGGAUAGCAAGCGCCCUUCCAAACCCCAAAAAGUGAAGCCAACACCACCGGAAACUGAUGUAAAAUCUCUUUUUGCUAAUAAGACUGAGAACGAUGAAAACGUGCACAAGUCUUUGCCACGCACCAUUGGGCUUCUCGAUAAGGUAGACGGCCUGAAGCCACCCCCUAAUAAGCUUGAAUCAAAGUGUAAUUGCAUUAUAAUGUGAGUGCAAAGUUGAGCAGCAUUUUCGGAAUUUCGGCUCUUCAAGUUUGACUAUAUAAUAUACAAUUAUACACUAGAGCUUAGCUAAGUGCUUGUGCAGAAUAGCCAUUUGGUUUUUAUGUUGGUUACAUUACAACCCUGUUUCACACAAUUGUAAAGUUAAUUAUUUUCUUUUCCCCAUUUUUAUUGGAAGGCCGAUCAGUUAGAGGCAUGUAGAUGAUUGCUUUCCCUCCGUGUUCUGCAUAUUAUUGUUUGAUUUGAUUUCAUUCUCAAUUAAGUGAUCCACUAUUGACCAGUGGAAGUGUGCAUUACAAACUCACUUGUACAUAUUCAUUAAGAUUGUGAUAAAAGUUUAUGUUUUCCUUC